Molecule: messenger RNA, 2213 nt
Organism: Spirodela intermedia
Lineage: Eukaryota; Viridiplantae; Streptophyta; Magnoliopsida; Alismatales; Araceae
Source: the annotation of a GenBank genome assembly
AUGAUAGAGCUUCUGUUCUCGGUGGUGGGGGCGGAGGCGGGGCUGGUGGUGCUCCUCCUGGUAAGGACUCCGCUGCGGAGGUUCGUGCUACUCGGUCUCGACAAGAUUAAGCGAGGUCGGGGGCCCGUCGCCGUCCGGACAAUCGCCCCCACCGUGUUCAUCGUCUUCGUGUCCAGCCUUUACAGCAUGGAGAAGAUCCACAGCCGCGCGAGGGGGGAGGAAGGGUUCGUCGGGCUCAACCCUACUGAUCAGGUGCUUUGGAUGAGGCACCUCCUCGAGGCCUCCCUAAUGGGUAUGCCUGUUACCUUCUCCCUGAUAUUUCGUUGCAAUCGAUCUCCCUCUCUAUCCGAGGUUCUGCAAGCGUGCCCGAAUCUGCCGGUGAUCGUUGUGUUUUGAUCGGUGCCUAUGAUCUUGCCUGUGGCAGUUUGGAGGGGCCUCUGUAUAGAUAUCGUAUCAUGGAUUGAGCCUGGUAUCCAUUUUUUCCUCUUACUAAUCCCCGAACAUUCCCAAAACCAUUCUCCGACAAUUUAUCUGCCUCCAACAGUUUCGUGGGUAUCCAGGCUUGUAUUGUUUCUCCAGUAGGACGAUUUCUGCACAACCAAUUCGCACCAUUAUGCUAGGUAUGCAUAAUUCCCAGAUAAAAUGAUGAUCGUCUCGAAAGUGAUGCAAAUGGUCCUUCUAAAUGAAUUCCAUGGAUCAUAUAUAUAUAUAUAUAUAUAUGGCUUCUGUGGGAGUGAUGAAUUUGUUCCGGUCAAGUUCGGUUCAUAUAAAAUUGUGAUCAAAUCAAUUUUGGAUUUAUUUUAUUCUCGAGGGUGAAGUCGGCACGAUUGGGUACUGCCGGUGGAAGAUCCUUCCACUGUGGCCUCUUCUCGGGGCAUAGCCCAUCAUUUUGUCACACCUCUCGAAGGAUAUUUUCCAGUGCCACCCUUCAUCUUGUCCGUGAUAAAAUAUUCCAGCCCCGUCUUUGCUGCUGACCUUAUGAACAGGAUCUUGAUUAGACGCAGAUAUAAAAUAGUGGACCAUCAGGAAGUGGAUUCUGGGAACUCUCUGUUACCGUUUCUUCUUCAACCCCGUGUGCGUACUGACUCGGUCUUCCUCAGCUGGGAGUAGUCUCAUUGUCUUUUAAUACUUUCCUCAUGAACUGUAUCAACUAUUCUGGUUUCCUGUGUUCGACGUACAGGCUCCUAGUCUGAGGCAUACAUUAGACUGUAGGGCAUGAGGUUUACGUUUCCAUCGGCACAACCUAAAUGUUCCCUUCCACCUCUCAACUCCCACCCAGGCAAUGUACAGUAACCCCACUGAUCUCAACUUGAAGUAAAAGCACUUGUAUUACAAGAUUUAUGGAGCCCAAGCAAUACUGUUGCCUACCCUACUUGUCACAGAGAACAGAAAAUAGUGAAUAUUAGUUGAUCUGGCACGAGUAAAUUAAAUAUCCCUUUCACAUUGGAUUUAACGCCGUCAUUUUCAAUAAGUUAAACUACCAUCGAACCAAGGAUCGGUAUAGCAACAUUCUACAGAAACAGCCAAAUCUGUCUCUCUUCGAUACUUUUGAUAUAUAUUCCGCUUGGAACCCAUCAUCUUGAUUUUCAGUAGAACUCAGAGAACCCGAUGAAUCUGAUUAAAUGACUGUUCAUUCGCUCCCCCUUUGAUCGAUAUAUUAUAUCCUAAGCUUGCUCUUUUUUCUUCAUCUGUAUGCCUCUGUUCUCGUCCUCUUAUGACGGAGCAUCUUCAUGCCUAUUACUUCCCUCCUCUUCAAUUUUCCAAGCCUCCGGUCAUAAUCUGUGGAAUCAGACCGGGAAUCUGGAUCGUCCGGGCACGAUCAGGACCAAGAACACGACAGUGUUCGGAAAAGUAUACGAAAAAUACAUGCGUAUUAUGUUCGAUGCAGAUUACAGGAAACCUUGCUAGAAGAUGAACGGUCAUUUUUAAUCAUAGGAUCAGUACUUUGCGAUCUUCAUGCGUAUGAUCGGUUAACAUUCUUCGCAGGAUUUUCUCUCUUCCUCGCGCUGAUAAUCGACCGGAUGCAUCACUACAUCAGGGAGCUGCGUGUUCUGAGAAAGGGGGAGGAGGCGGCGAGGAAGCGCAGCAGGAAGGAGGAGAGCGGAGACCAGGAUGUGGCCCGGUUGAAGGCCAAGAUCGCCGAACUGGAAUCGGAAUUAGCGGCCCAGCUGACGAAGCCGGAGACUGCGGCGGCUGCCAAGAAGCGGUCGUAG